AUGUCGUCUCAAUCUUAUGCUGAGGUCACAAAGAAAAAUAUCCAUAAUGAAGACGACGCUGCUGAAAAUAUGCAUGCUGAUUUGCAAUAUAAUCAAACCCAUCCAAAUGGACACAAUGGAAUUCAUCAUGAACUCAAUGCAGAGGAGAAUCUCGAAGCCAAUUUGGCCCAUAAGGGUGAUGUUAAUACCGAUUUCCAUCGUUCCGGUACUGGCCAAUCGAGUUCUCGUGAUGUCGGUAGUUCUUCCAAUGUUACCGGCAAAUUAGAAAACCAGCAACAAAAAUCGCAUAACAAAAAACAUACAUCACGUGGAACUG
Molecule: messenger RNA, 316 nt
Organism: Acaulospora colombiana
Lineage: Eukaryota; Fungi; Glomeromycota; Glomeromycetes; Diversisporales; Acaulosporaceae
Source: the annotation of a GenBank genome assembly